This is a messenger RNA of Pararge aegeria (speckled wood butterfly), 1754 nucleotides long. Its product is annotated as gamma-aminobutyric acid receptor subunit beta-like. Gene Ontology annotation, molecular function: chloride channel activity; neurotransmitter receptor activity; GABA-A receptor activity. Lineage: Eukaryota; Metazoa; Arthropoda; Insecta; Lepidoptera; Nymphalidae. The transcript has 11 exons. Gene Ontology annotation, cellular component: membrane; synapse; neuron projection. The coding region runs from base 22 to 1749 and encodes 575 amino acids. The record is from RefSeq and is a predicted model, not a curated record. Gene Ontology annotation, biological process: regulation of membrane potential; chloride transmembrane transport; signal transduction.
UGAACGAGUGGUGCUUGCAAAAUGAAAGGCGACCAGUCGCGCGCGUUUACGAGUGUAGGAGUUAUAAUUGCCGUUGCACUAGCCUGGUUUCCACACGCCGACCACGCUGCGGGUACCGGGCGAGGAGGCAUGUUCGGAGAUGUCAACAUCUCCGCGAUACUGGAUUCACUUAGUGUAAGCUAUGACAAGAGAGUCAGACCAAACUAUGGAGGACCGCCGGUGGACGUGGGCGUCACCAUGUACGUGCUGUCAAUCAGCUCGUUAUCUGAAGUGAAAAUGGACUUUACAUUGGAUUUCUACUUUAGGCAAUUUUGGACGGAUCCCAGGCUUGCGUAUAAUAAAAGGCCUGGCGUUGAGACACUCUCGGUGGGCUCCGAGUUUAUACGAAAUAUUUGGGUACCCGAUACUUUCUUCGUGAACGAGAAACAGUCGUAUUUCCACAUCGCCACGACGAGCAACGAGUUCAUUCGCAUACAUCACUCCGGAUCUAUCACACGUAGUAUAAGAUUGACUAUCACCGCAUCUUGCCCAAUGGAUUUGCAGUAUUUUCCAAUGGAUCGACAACUAUGCAACAUCGAGAUUGAAAGCUUUGGCUACACCAUGCGGGACAUCCGAUAUAAGUGGAACGAGGGGCCCAACUCUGUCGGUGUGUCGAGCGAAGUGUCCCUACCGCAGUUCAAGGUGCUCGGCCAUCGCCAACGGGCCAUGGAAAUAUCUCUCACAACAGGAAACUAUUCGCGACUGGCAUGCGAGAUUCAGUUCGUUCGUUCGAUGGGCUAUUACCUUAUUCAGAUUUACAUUCCUUCCGGCCUGAUCGUCAUUAUAUCGUGGGUAUCCUUCUGGUUGAAUCGGAACGCUACGCCUGCCAGGGUGUCACUUGGGGUCACCACCGUGUUGACUAUGACAACGCUAAUGUCUUCAACGAAUGCAGCUCUCCCGAAAAUCUCGUACGUCAAGUCAAUAGAUGUCUAUCUGGGCACCUGCUUCGUCAUGGUCUUCGCUAGUCUCUUAGAGUACGCGACUGUGGGCUACAUGGCGAAAAGGAUCCAGAUGCGUAAACAACGGUUCACUGCUGUCCAGAAAAUCGCCGCUGAGAAGAAGAUAACGAUAGACGGCGUCCCUGGACCUUCAGGACCCGAGCCUCAAGCAACUCCUCGGGCAGUCACACUGACCAGGCCAGCGCCUCCGAGUCGAUCAUCGUCUUACAAUCCUCACACACAGGAAGUGCGAUUCAAAGUUCACGAGCAGAAGGUGUACGCACGAGGUGGCCCGUUGGAUAAUGGGCGGGGUGGACCUUCGGUGUCGAUGCAAUCACUAUCGCAUGCAGGUCAUGCCGCUCACCCGGCCCUCCCAGCUCACACGUCACUCGUGGGACACGCCGUUCUACCAGUCCAUGCUCCACUGCCAACCCAUGCUGCAGUCCCAGCCCAUGCCACACUCCCGGCACAUCUGGCUCAUCCAACUCACACAGUAAUACCGGCGCAUGCACCAGUUCCGGCUCAAACUGCGGCACCACCAGCCGCCCCAGCCUCACAGCCUGAGGGCGAAGAACCUUUAGCGCCACACCUAAUCCAGGCAUCCAAGGGCAUCAACAAAAUCCUGGGCACCACGCCGUCUGACAUCGAUAAGUAUUCGCGUAUCGUAUUCCCGGUCUGCUUCGUUUGCUUCAAUCUUAUGUACUGGAUCAUAUACCUCCACGUAUCAGAUGUGGUUGCGGACGACCUGGUACUACUUGGCGAGGAAAAUUAAAUGCA